This is a messenger RNA of Aphanomyces invadans, 2871 nucleotides long. RefSeq lists its product as hypothetical. The transcript has 9 exons. NCBI's taxonomy places the organism in Eukaryota, Oomycota, Saprolegniomycetes, Saprolegniales, Verrucalvaceae. Gene Ontology annotation, biological process: intracellular protein transport; clathrin-dependent endocytosis. Bases 53 to 2812 code for a protein of 919 amino acids. The record is from RefSeq and is a predicted model, not a curated record. Gene Ontology annotation, molecular function: clathrin-cargo adaptor activity. Gene Ontology annotation, cellular component: membrane coat; AP-2 adaptor complex.
UUUCGAAGGGCUGCAUUGUCGUCAUUCCCGCAACCAAACCGGCAGCACCACGAUGGCUCUCUUCAGCGCGCGCGGGUUGAGCAACUUUAUCAGCGAGAUUCGGUCGUGCACGAACGCCGAGGACGAGCAGAAGCGCAUCGACAAGGAACUCAACAAGUUACGGCAAAAGUUCACCCAGACGGGGCAACUCAACUCGUAUGACAAGAAGAAGUAUGCAUGGAAGCUCAUCUACAUUUACAUGCUCGGCUACGACAUUGACUUUGGGCACAUGCAGGUGAUCAAUCUCGUGUCGGGGGCCAAGUACUCCGAGAAAUGUCUUGGAUAUCUUGGCGUAUCCAUCCUACUGAAGAGUUCCGACGAACUCAUGACGUUAGUCAUCAAUUCGAUUCUGAAUGAUCUCUGUUCCCCCGACGCGUCCUUUCAAUGCCUCGCGCUGUGCUGCGUUGCCAACCUCGGAGGCAUGGAAUUGUGCGAAACCCUCGCACCACAUGUGGUCAAACUACUCAUGAGCUCGAGCAGCAUUUGCCACGUCCGAAAGAAGGCAGCGUUGUGCUUGCGCCGCAUCAUCCCGGCCAUUCCCGACGUUAUCUUGCCUGAGGAGCUCGAGCCACGCCUGCAAACGUUGAUGGAAGAUCGUCAUCUCGGUGUCGUCACGAGCGCCGCGGGCCUCCUCCAAGUAGCGCUCACACAAACGCCGACGGGCUACAAGUCGCUCAUUGAAGUCGUCAUCGAGCGGCUCGCUCAGCUCGUGCACAACAAGAGCUGUCCCCGCGACUACAUGUACUACUCGACCCCUUGUCCAUGGCUUCAGAUCAAGCUCCUUCGCAUCCUGCAACAGUUUGGCGCGAUCGAGGACGUUCGCCUCAACGAAAAGCUCAACGACACGCUGCGAAAGAUCCUGGGCCGACCGAGCCCUGGCAAGGGCGCCAAGAACAACGCGAUUUACGCCGUCCUGUUCGAAACAGUCAACCUCGUGAUUGCCCAGGGGAAGCGCGCCGACCCGAAGCUCCACGAGCAAGGCAUCCAACUCCUCGCGCGGUUCAUCUCGGUGAGCGAGCCCAACAUCCGAUACAUCGGGCUCGACUCGAUGAACCGUCUCGUCCGCCUCGAAGGCGCGUCGGAAGCGAUCCGCCAGCACAAAGCCACCGUGAUCUUCUCGCUCAAGGAUGCCGACAACAGCGUGCGUCGCCGGGCGCUGGAUCUCCUCUUUGCCAUGUGCGACCACUCGAACGCGCUCGAGAUUGUCGGUGAACUUGUCACGUACUUGGCGGUGGCGGAUUCGACCAUCCGCGACGAGAUUGUGCUCAAGGCGGCGAUCCUGGCCGAACGGUACGCCAAGGACUUGCGUUGGUAUGUGGACACUGUGCUCCAGCUCAUCACGAUCGCCGGCGCGGAUGUCCCGGACGACGUCUGGCAUCGUGUUGUGCAAAUUGUCACCAACAACGAGGACCUGCAAAAGUACACGGCGCAGGUCAUGUUUCGCGCGUUGGAGCCCAAGCACGUGGACGAGACAACCGCCAAGUUUGGCGCGUACGUGGUGGGCGAGUUUGGAUUUUUGAAUGUGGACGAGCCAGACAUGUCGAGCACGCGCCAGUUUGACGUGCUGCUGCAGCACUAUACGACGGGGUCGAUCGCGACCAAGUGCCUCAUCUUGACGGCAUUUAUCAAGAUGGACAACCUGUUUGAAGAGAUCCGACCGCGCAUCCUCGACGUGUUCAAGAAGGGCACGUCCCACGUCGACUUGGAAGCUCAGCAGCGCGCGUGCGAAUACUUUACGCUGCACCACUCGGGCGACGACAUCAUGAAGAACGUCCUGGAGCCGAUGCCCGUGUUUCCAGAUACCCGCGAGUCGAACCUUGUCGUGCGCCUUCGCGCGCAACAAAAAGCGGCCGAGGGCGGCGACGAGGCGGCGGCGUCCCCCGAUGAGCGCGACAGUGCCGCUAGCCCUGCUCCCCAUGGCGGGAACGACGACUCGUCCGAUUUGUUGGGGCUGUCCAGUCCAACGAACCACAACCAGCAGCCGCGCCAAGGCAACGACAACGGCGUGGGUGAUGUCUUUCGAGGGAAAUCCAACAGCGGUGUCGACCCGAACAAACUUGCCGCCUGGUUCAACAAGAUUGUGGCGACAAACCAAGGCGUCCUGUUCGAGAACGACGUGAUCCAAAUUGGCGUGAAGCAGGAGUUCCGUGGGUCCCAAGGCCGAUUGGGACUGUUUUAUGGAAACAAGAGCUCGCAGCCACUGACGGGGUUGAGCCUGAACGUGAAGAACGUGCCAAGUUUGCGCACGCAAGUGGAGGAAGUCGCCAAGGAGCUAGCGCCCAAGCAACAGCUCAAGCAGCAGGUCAUGGUCGAAUGCAUGCAACCGUUCAUUCAACCCGUCGAAGCUGUGUUCACGUACACGUCGGGGUCGCAGCAGACGUCACUCGACCUCAAGCUGCCAUGUGUCGCGACGAGCUUCCUUGAGCCCGUCAAGCUCGGGCUAGACGAUUUUCACAAGCGUUGGAGUGCGUUGGAGGGCCAGGGCCGAGAACAACAAGACGCAUUUCCUGCCAAAUGGGACGUCCAAGCCGCGUCCAAGUUGCUCGUCGACGUGAUGAAAUUUGGUCUGGUCGACGGAGCGGACGUAUCGGGCGGUCUGUCGAUGGCAGCCACGUUUCGCACGGGCACGUCGUCUCCGUCCGGCGAGAAGAUCUCGGUCGGGAUUCUGGUCAAGUUGGAAAGCCAAGGCAACUCGUACCGAGUCACGGUGCGUGCGGUGCAUCCUGACGUAAGUGUCGCGGUCAAAAACAACGUCAAGCUCGCGUUGGCCUAGUCCGUGCAGUCAGUCGAGUUCUGUUUCGUUCCAUAUCUUUAUACGAACGUGCAUGCACA